AUGACCUCAAGUUCUUCAAAAACACGACAAACGAAUCAUAUUCUUACGUCUUCUCGAGAUCGUCCUUCUUUAAUUAGUCCACCAAUUCAAUCUAAUAAUUCUGGUGCUACCUGUUCUCAAUGUCAUCAAGUUAUAAGAUCAAAUAAAAGUGGUGGUGAUGCUUUUCAAAGUACUUUACAACGAGUAUUUCCUGGUGCUUAUGGGUUAGAAGAUUUUGUUUUUCAAACAAAGCAAACUUUAGUUCCAGAAGGUUUCUAUCCUCAUGUCAAUACUUUGGUUUGUGUUGGUUUAUGUCGUGACGAAAUUACAAGUCCUCUUGAAGAAGCAAUUGAAAACAUGUGGGGACAAGGAUUCAUUUGUGGUUCUCUUGCUGGUAUGUUAUUUUGCGGUAAAACUGGUUUCGCUGCUGCACAUCAUCAUGCUCCGGAUAAUGGUCGUUUUAUUUAUUAUUGCUUUACUCAUAUUGCUAUUGAUCACGAAGGAUCAAUAGGUUCUGUUUAUAGAACACGCAGUGGUAUGCAUGAAAAAACAACAGCAUGUGGAGCUCUUGCUGCUUUUACAGCCGAAAUUGCUGCAAAUAAAUUGAAUCUUGAUAUCGAUGAAAGUGAUAUCGAGAUGAGUAUGUUAAGAAGACAUAUUGUUAAGCAAACUGGCCUUUCUACUGAUCCUAAAAAUGCUCCAGAUUUACUCAAAGUAACAAUGGCUGCUUAUAAAACGAUUACAAGUGAUUUAGAAAGACAUGUUCGAGAGGAUGCAAAAAACUUUAAAGAUCGUCAAUAUGCUUUAUUUACUGGUGUUCAAAUACAUGGGCCAAAUGGAACAGAUUACUGUUGGUUAGGAAAAGCAAAUUUAUUAAAGAAUGGUGUACUAACACCAAUCGUUCUUUCAGAAAACGGUCCCUUGAAAACACCAGUUCGAUCACCAACUAAGCGCCACUAA
Adineta steineri is the source of this 939-nucleotide messenger RNA. Lineage: Eukaryota; Metazoa; Rotifera; Eurotatoria; Adinetida; Adinetidae. The record is from the annotation of a GenBank genome assembly.